Molecule: messenger RNA, 2142 nt
Organism: Antechinus flavipes (yellow-footed antechinus)
Lineage: Eukaryota; Metazoa; Chordata; Mammalia; Dasyuromorphia; Dasyuridae
Product: occludin
Exons: 9
Coding region: 271-1845 (524 amino acids)
Biological process (GO): bicellular tight junction assembly; snRNA transcription by RNA polymerase II; positive regulation of transcription elongation by RNA polymerase II
Cellular component (GO): bicellular tight junction; membrane; transcription elongation factor complex
Molecular function (GO): cis-regulatory region sequence-specific DNA binding
Source: RefSeq, a predicted model, not a curated record
UUUUUCCAGGGACAAAGAGGGAGGGCAGGCUAAAGCUGCCCAGGGGAGCCCGGGGACCCCACCCCUCAGGUUUCGGCAUCCCCUCCCUCCUCCAAGAGUCCCCACGGUUAACUUUCCAGUGGGCAACCAGUAAAGGGGAAGGCAGGGGCUCGACACAUUAGGACAACUCUCAGAGCUGACUGUGGGAGCCUGGAAGUGGAUCCCUGGAGAGAGGAGGCAGCCAGGCGGAGCCUGGGCAGGAGGGCACCAAGCUCAGGUAGCCCCCUGCCCAUGAUGUAUGAGAAGAGGUCUUACACGGGCUAUGGCCAUCCCAGUUCCCGCUAUGACUACCCACCUCCCUCGGGCCCUCCUGGCUCCUUCUACCUUGCAGAUGUCCCUCCCCAGCAUUUCUACCAGUGGCGGUCUCCGCCAGGUAUUGUCCGUAUCCUUCAGGGAUUUGUGGUCUUCCUGUGUUUGGCUAUUUUUGCCUGUGUAGCCUCCACAUUAUCCUGGGACUACUACGGUAGUAGCAGCGGUCUCCUCGGUUAUGGGGGUGGUCUGGGAAGCUACUACAAUGGCUACUAUGGUGGCUACUAUGGUGGUUAUUACGGUGGCCUGACCAACCCACGGGCAGCCAAUGGUUUUAUGAUUGCCAUGGCUGUGCUCUGCUUCCUGGUGACUCUGGGGCUGGUCAUAGCCGGUCUGUCCAAAGCAUCAGGCGCCCGCUCUCGCCGCUUCUACCUGCUGGUCACCGUGCUCAGUGGCCUGCUGGCCUUCGUGAUGCUCAUCGCCUCCAUCGUCUACGUCGUCGGGGUGAACCCCCGAGCGGGGCUGGGGUCCAGCUCUGGGAGUCUCUACUACAACCAGAUGUUGAUGCUCUGCAAUCAGAUGAUGUCGCCAGUGGCAGGGGGGAUUGUGAACCAGUACCUCUACCACUACUGCAUAGUGGACCCUCAAGAGGCCGUGGCCAUCGUCUGCGGCUUCCUCGUUGUGGUCCUCCUCUGUGUCAUCUGCUACUUCGCCCAGAAGACCCGUCACAAGAUCUGGAAGUACGGGAAGCCCAACAUCUUCUGGGACAAGCCCCUGGCUACAGUGGAGGGUCCUAAUGUGGAGGAGUGGGGUCCCAAAGCCAGUAGAUGUCAGAAUUGGAAUCCAGGUCUUUUGAUGGAUCCGAGACCGGCUCUGUUUCGGUUCUUGCCACGCUGCUUCCGUAGAGAACAGGUGAAGAACGUAUCCGGGGAUGCCGGUACUCAGGAUGAAACGGCCACACUGGCGUACUCUGAGAAGCCCACCAGCCCGCUGACCAGUGCUUUCCCGCCAGCCCAGGAGAACGGCUACGGCCAGCCACCCCCUUCCAGCCCCAGUCCCCCACCCCCUGCAGGGACCAGCUCUCCAGAAGAAAAAGACAAAGGGCCCGUGAGUCGGCCCCCCGCCAGGCGGGGCCCGCGCCAAAGACUGCGUCCAACAGGCCUGGAGGAAGCACAAUACGAGACAGAUUACACCACGGCGGCGGAAUCCAGCGAGGAGCGGGACCGGGACGACUGGGCCAGCCUCUACCCACCCAUCACCUCGGACGCCGUCCGCCAGACCUACAAGGCAGAGUUCAACAGUGACCUUCAGCGAUACAAAGCCCUGUGCUCUGAGAUGGACGACAUUGGGGCUCAACUCAGGCAGCUCAGUCAUGAGCUGGACUGCCUCCCAGAAGGCAGCUUACGCUACCAGGGUGUUGCGGAAGAAUACAACCGGCUGAAGGACUUGAAGAGGAGUCCAGAAUACCAAAGCAAGAAACUGGAGACCCAGAGCCUUCGAGACAAGCUUUGCCACAUCAAACGCAUGGUUGGGGCCUACGACCAGGUCCGAAGCUGAGGGUCGGACCCUCUGGGAGCUGGGUUCCCAGGCUUUUGGUCUAGGAACCGUCUCUUUACGUGCCCAGGGAAAGAUUGGAUACCAUGGAUCCUGCACUAGCCGGUAGUGGGGAGCUAGCCUCCCCAGGUUUUCCCAUGAACUGCUCUGCCAGGCGAGAAGCCAGGGCCCCUCAGGGCCCAGGAGAGAGGCAAUGGCAACCAGAAAGGGUGGUCCCGGUCCCAAGGAGGGUUAAAGAGGGCGGGGGGGCUCCGCAGCCUGAAGCUGAUGUAUACAUCAAUAAAGUCUGCUCUGCUCUGA